Toxotes jaculatrix (banded archerfish) is the source of this 7127-nucleotide messenger RNA. It is a transcript of the gene dennd5b, whose product is annotated as DENN/MADD domain containing 5B. Gene Ontology annotation, molecular function: guanyl-nucleotide exchange factor activity; small GTPase binding. The transcript is spliced from 24 exons. The coding region runs from base 245 to 4342 and encodes 1365 amino acids. The record is from RefSeq and is a predicted model, not a curated record. NCBI's taxonomy places the organism in Eukaryota, Metazoa, Chordata, Actinopteri, Toxotidae.
CUCCGCGGACACGGUUCAUGGGACAAGAAAGCAAACUCUCCCUGAAAAAAAAGCUUUCAAAAGCAACUUAAGUAUAUAACGAGGAUUUUUUUUUUUUUAAUUAAAGCGAGGACUCGACUCAGAAGAGUAGUUUCGUUAAAUCAAGCAUUUUAUCCAGUUUUAGCUUCUUUUUUUUCGCCCUCCCGCUCCCGGAGAUGUGUCUCGUGGAGAACUAGGAGCGGACAGGGCUGCACACGAAGCCGGGAUGAGUGGGAGCUCGUCCGCGGUGUCCGGCGCGGCGCCCUGCCGCUUCGCCCACUACUUCGUUAUCUGUGGGAUAGACACAGAAACUGGACUGGAACCGGACGAGUUAGCAGCUUUGUACCAAUGGCUCGAAGCAGACCGGCAAGGCAGGGGCGGAGAUGCAGCGGCCACAGGCGAGAACUUUGAGCAAAGCCCCCUGAAGAGGACGUUCAAAUCCAAAGUUCUGGCACGCUACCCUGAGAAUCUGGAGUGGAACCCCUUUGACCAGGAUGCUGUCAACAUGCUCUGUAUGCCUAAAGGCCUGUCGUUCCGGACGCAGGCGGACAAGCGUGAUCCUCAGUUUCACUCUUUCAUCAUCACCAAGGAGGAUGGCUCUCGAAUGUAUGGCUUCGUCCACACCUUCUACGAGGAGGUGACCAGCCCCCAGAUCUGCUCGGCCAUGCAGACCCUCUACCAGAUGCACAACGCAGAGCACGCCUCCGCCAACCCCCCUUCCUCCUCCUCCUCCUCCUCUUCCUCCUCCUCCUCCAGCAUGGACUCUCUGGCUAGCAGUUUAGACGAGGCCGACUCUCCGACCUCCUCCUCCGCUUCUGCUUCUUCUUCUCGGGCAGCAGGUGGCUACGACUCAACGCGGGACACUCUCUACGUGUCCAAAGCUUUGUGUCUGAUCACCCCCAUGCCAUUCAUGAACGCCUGCCGCCAGUUCCUGUCACAGCUACACAGGGCUGUCACAGCGGAGACUGCCCCCCCACUGCCACUAGAGAGCUACGUUCACAACAUCCUGUACGAGGUGCCCCUCCCCGCCCCGGGCCGCACACUUAAGUUUCAUGGUGUAUACGAGCCCAUCGUGUGCCAGAGGCCCGGGCUCGGGGAGCUUCCGCUGGCCGACUUCCCCCUUGCAGAGGCCUUCAGUCUGCUGGGAGUGGAAAACCUGGUCCAGGUGUUCACCUGCACUCUGCUGGAGAUGCAGAUCCUCCUGUACUCAGAGGACUACCAGCGGCUGAUGACCGUGGCAGAGAGCAUCACAACCCUACUGUUUCCUUUCCAGUGGCAGCACGUCUAUGUCCCGAUCCUGCCAGCCUCCCUGCUCCACUUCCUGGACGCCCCCGUUCCCUACCUGAUGGGCCUGCAGUCAAAGGAGGGCACUGACCGCUCCAAACUAGAACUUCCUCAGGAGGCCAACCUGUGUUUUGUCGAUAUUGACAACCACUACAUUGAGCUUCCAGAGGACUUCCCCCAGUUCCCCAAUAAGACCGAGUUCAUCCAGGAGGUCAGCGAGGUACUGCAGGGCUUUGGUAUCUCUGCCAGCAGGGGGGCCCCACCACGGACCGGCAGCAGUCUCGGCAGCAACCCCUCCACACCAAGCAGGGAGCGCAAGACCGUUGCCCUCCAGCAGCUUGAGGAUGACGGGCGCAAUGGCAACCUGGCAGGGGAGGACCUCGCUGUGUUGGAGCUGCUGCAGGGAAACGCCACCUUGGAGCGACUGCAGGCACUGACCAAACGCACCGGGGUGACGGUGGCCCGCGUGGACGCCCUGAGGGCUGGGGUCAAAGCCCAGGUGACAGGCGACCGGCAAGGGAGCAGGACAGCAGCUGAAGAGGAGGAGCUGAGGAACGCCAAGCUGACCGUCCAGCUGAGAGAGGUGUUCGCCAGCCGCUUCACCACCAUGUUUGCCGACUACGAAGCCUUUGUCAUCCAGAGCGCCCCGGACCUGGAGUCCUGGCUCACGAACAGGGAGCAGAUGCACAACUUCGACAAGGCCUCAUUCCUGUCAGACCAGCCGGAGCCCUACCUGCCCUUCCUCUCCCACUUCAUUGAGACACAGAUGUUCGCCACCUUCAUCGACAACAAAAUCAUGUCCCAGUGGGAGGAGAAGGAGACGCUGCUGCGCGUCUUUGACACUCGCAUCGACAAGGCCCGCCUCUAUAACGUCCGCGCCCCCAGCCUCCGCUCCUCCAGCUACCAGAGGUGCUCCAUCCUUAAGGAGUCUGCCCAGACCAUCGAGCAGCGGCUAAUGAAGAUUGACCACACGGCCAUCCACCCCCACCUACUGGACAUGAAGAUCGGCCAGGGCAAAUACGAGCAGGGCUUCUUCCCCAAACUGCAGGCUGACGUGCUCAACACGGGUCCAACCAAUAACAAGUGGUCUCAUAGGACAAUGACAGCUCAGCGAAGGAAAGACCGCCACAGACAACAAACAGAGCAUUUGAACCUCGAUAACGACUUGAAAGAGCAGGUGGAGGGCUGUGUGGUCCUGCAGAACUCCAUGGCAUUUUGGGAGUGGGACAAUGCGUCCCCUCCACCUAUCAAACCGCCUAAAAAAUCUGCCUCUGUGUCCUGCCUGAAGUACAUGCAGGAAGCCCGUGGCCUGGGGAAGAACCUGCGACAGCCCAAACUGUCUGAUCUGUCUCCUGCCGUCAUCGCCCAGACCAACUGGAAGUUUGUGGAGGGGCUUCUCAAAGAGUGUCGCAUGAAGACCAAGCGCAUGCUGGUGGAGAAGAUGGGACGGGAGGCGGUGGAGCUGGGCCACGGCGAGGCCAACAUCACCGGACUGGAGGAGAACACUCUGAUCGCCAGCCUGUGUGACCUGCUGGAGAGGAUCUGGAGCCACGGGCUGCAGGUCAAGCAGGGGAAGUCGGCCCUUUGGUCCCACCUGCUGCACUACCAGUCCCGAGAGGAGAAGCUGGAGCAGCAGCAGACUGAUUCACCAUCAUCAUACGUUCCUGAGAGGAGGAAGUCGGAUUCGUCCAUAUCGAUGCCAUAUCUCCGUUUGUCCCUUAUCCAGGAUAUGAGGCACAUUCAGAGUAUGUCGGAAAUCAAGACAGACGUGGGCCGAGCCAGAGCCUGGAUCCGUCUGUCACUGGAGAAGAAGGUCCUCUCUCAGCACCUCAAACAGCUGCUGUCCCGUCAAGCCUUAACUAAGAAGCUGUACAAGCGUUAUGCUUUCCUGCGCUGCGAGGAGGAGAAGGAGCAGUUCCUCUUCCACCUGCUGUCGCUCAACACUGUCGACUACUUCUGCUUCACCAGCGUCUUCACCACCAUCAUGAUCCCGUACCGAGUCGUCAUCAUCCCCAUCAAGAAGCUGAGCAAUGCCAUGACCACCUCCAACCCCUGGGUGUGUGUGUCGGGGGAGCUGGGAGACUCAGGUAUCAUGCAGAUCCCCAAGAACGUCCUGGAGAUGGCCUUUGACUCUGCCUUCAGGCCUCACACGCACAUCUACGCCUUGUUCAAGUGCCAGAACCUGGGGAAGCUGACCACAGUGCAGCUGGGACAUGACAACGCUGGUCUUCUGGCCAAAUGGCUGGUGGACUGUGUCGUGGUGCGCAAUGAGAUCACAGGACACACAUACAGGUUCCCAUGUGGCCGAUGGCUCGGUAAGGGCGUAGACGACGGCAGCCUGGAGAGGGUUCUGAUCGGUGAGCUGAUGGUGCCCGGCAGCGAGGACGAAUCUGGGAGAGGCUGCCGUACGCCUCCGCUGCAGCGCUCACCGUCCCAGACCAGACGCAUCAGCAUCACGUCGCUGUCGGGACGAGGAUGCAAACCAACCUCAGGCCAGAUCCAGGAAGCCAUCGGGGAGGCAGUGAACAAUAUCGUCAAACACUUUCACAAGCCAGAGAAAGAGAGGGGCAGCCUGACGGUGCUUCUGUGCGGAGAGAACAGCUUGGUGGCAGCUCUGGAGCAGUUUUUCCAUCACGGCUUCAAGUCUGCCCGGCUCUUCCAGAAGACGGUGUUCGUGUGGGACUUUGUGGAGAAGGCCGUUGCCUACAUUGAGUCAGCUGACCAGAUGGGAGACCUUCAGGAGACGGGGGGGAUGACUUGUCAAUCACUCUGUCACUACAUCAACGCAAUCAACUCCACCCCAAGGAACAUCGGAAAGGAUGGGAAGUUCCAGCUGCUGGUGUGCCUUGGAGCCAGAGACCGCCUGCUGCCCCAGUGGCUCCCCCUGCUGGUGGAGUGCCCUGUGAUCCAACAGAUGUAUGAGGACACGGCCCUGCUCAGAGACCGCACCACUGUCAACGCCCUCAUCGGUGUCCUGGAAACGCUUCACGACUUCCCCAUCACACUGGAAUCCUCACUGGUAAAAGGUAUCGAUCUUUAGCUCCAGGACGAAGACCUCUGGGGAGCCGCCUGUUUUUCCCCAAAACCUCUUUCACCUCCACCACCACCAGCUUCACCUGCUCUGCCCUCUUUAAGCCAGUUGGCUCUGCGAUUAGAUGGAGUAACAGGGACAGAAAUGAGGGGACAGUUGAGGAAAUUAAAGAGACAUUUAUUUACCAAAGCAGGAUGUUCCACUGCUUGAUGUGAGAGUUCAGGACUUUGGAUCAACCAUUAACUUGGAUGCUGUAUUAUUAAUCCACCUGUGGAUCUGAGGGACUUUUUUUUUUUCAUUAAACCACAACCACUGCUAUAUCAUGAUUCACUUCAUUAACAACAAAUCUCAAGUGUUUUACAUGACAGUGAAAAAGUUUCUAAACAUAAGAUCAGUUUCAAACUGACUUCCCGCCUUCCAGGUAGACUUUGGUUUUAGUUCAGUCCAGUACACAAUGAAAAUCACCAUCUCACACACUACUGUCCAUGGCUCUCAGCUCCAAGCCCGUUGGUCCUAGCUGUUUCAUUUUUUAAAAUGGCUAAUUCAUUUUAUCAAAGAAGCAGGAAGAAGUAGUGCAUUUGUUGGGGACUAUUUUCAGUGGUGGAUGAAUCCACAUUUGAUGCUCUAGUGAGUAUUUCCAGCAGCAGGACAGUGUGUGUGUGGGACUGAAUCAGAAUAAACUACAGUGUGUGUGUGUUCACGGUAACGAAGGAACAUAUCACCCAGUGCAGCAAUUUGGAUCAGGCUGCCUGGAAGUAAGGAAAUCAGUCUAAAAUUGCUGACAGUAAUAAAAACUCACAAGAAGAUGAAUGGUUCUUUAAAGUUCUAGUAGCAGCAGCAGACCUUUCCCUGUGUGCUAGCUGUGUAGCCUAGCUUUGCUCCGUUAGGUAGAACUAGAUAAACUGUGAUGAACUAUGAAUAUCCUCACACCCUUGUUAGCAUUAGCAUUAGCGAGCAUGCCUAUGGGAUGUGGAAAGAAGAGACGACCUCAGGAAGAGACGGAGCUAUAACUGAUGCACUGGAACAAGGACUACAGAGAUGAUUGUGGACUCACACAGUGCGGUCCUGUGGAGUCUCCAGCUCUCCAUGCCCCCCCCUCUCCCCGGACUUGGUUUGGGCAUUUUCUCAGCUCAUAAUCCUGUGGAUGAACACAAAAACGGAUCCCAGUGAUGUGGAUCAGAGUCAGGAAGUCAACCUGUGGCUGCAUGGACAUUCCUACCAAAGUACAGGCACCAAGCUGGCUGUUUUUAAUGUGCUGUCCAAGUGUGUGUGUGUGUGUGUGAGAAAGAGAUAUUACAAAGAUGUGUGUGCUCUGGUGUGUGUUUACCCUCCAUUUAUUUUUAUAUCUUCCAGCUUAAAGUUUUCAAAGUUAUCUACUGGUUUCCGGACGAGACUGUAACACUGUGUAUGUGUGUUUGUCUGUGUGGGGGCUUGUUUUUAUAUCCCUGUGGGGACUUAAACUGACUGCAUACUAACCCGUGGGGGACUCAUUUCACUGUGGGGACAAACAUCUAGGUCACUAAGACUUGGGUUUAGAGUUUUUGGGUUUACUUGGGUUAAGGGCUAAGGUCAGGCAUUUAUUUGGGAUGGUUAAGUUUAGGGUAAUGGGCUAGUGAAUGCAUUAUGUCAGUGAGGGUACCCCACAUGAGUAGUGAAACAAGUCUGUGUGUGUGUGCGUUACAUGUAUGUCUCACACAUUCAUUUAUAAUUUCACAUUACCAAUGUUGCCAUUUCAGUAACACCGAAGAUGUUCAACAAAACAGUCUGAACUCGAAGUCCACUUACUAGCUUUUUCCAGAGCUUUCAGCCACGUCUCAUGCACUUCAUUAGGGGAUUGAGUUUCCAGUCGUCACAUGACUUAAGCUCUUCCAAAAUCUAGACAGUGGACUAUCAGAUAAUUUUGUCAAACUAUGAAUUCCCAAGGUCCAGAAUGAAUUUUGACUCAUGUAAGCAAGUUCCUUUCUUUAAACCAGUGUAGUAAACACUGGAAAACAGUUGCUAACAGUGGAGAGUGCAAGGUGAACAAGCCACUUGCAGUUUGGUUUAUUUAAAGAGCAUACUGAGUGAAUCCUCCUGUUUCAUCAUGUUUUAAUGGAAUAGUUCAACAUUUUGGGAGGUGCACUCAUUCACUUUCUUGCCAUGUCUGUGCGAUAAGUCCAGAGCUAGCUGUCUGAAGAGACAAAAGUAUGUCUACUGGUCUACUGGUAACAAACCUGGCAACCUCUCUUGUCCUCGCUUGUCCUUGUGGACAAUAAAACUGGGAAUGUGUAAUGCUUUUAAAGGAGGAUAAGGCUAAAUCUUAAUUUAAAAACAAACUUUCAUUGAUUUCCUAAAACAGCUGAGCACUUCACUCAAACAGAAAAGAGAGAAUUUGGAGGGUACUAUUUUCAGGAGCGGAUUAAUACACAGUUGAUUCACUGAUUCACAAGUAGGCAUUUACUGCUCUACAGACGUUUUUUUGUUUUAUUUUGUUUUUGUUUUCUACUUGUUAGUAAUCAUACUGGAUUUCUUAAUGUACAAACUGUUUGCUGAGGACAUGCAAUGUGGACUACUGAGAUUCCUCCCCCGACUACUGCACCGUUACUGGGUUGAUUUGUUACACGGACAUGUAGCGUGAUGAGUGGCAUUAACCCCGAGUAGACCUGCUCAAACAGGAAGCGCUACUGACAGCCAUGACAGCGGCAGUUGUGCAUCACCAGACAAAUAGAGUUUCGGUGUCUGCGUUGGACUGACGACUCUGUUCUGAUAUUUAUUAUUAUUAUUUCAAUAAAAAGCACCCAGUGUGUUAAAAGUG